This is a messenger RNA of Esox lucius (northern pike), 4933 nucleotides long. RefSeq names its product DBF4 zinc finger B (gene dbf4b). The record is from RefSeq and is a predicted model, not a curated record. Gene Ontology annotation, cellular component: nucleus; Dbf4-dependent protein kinase complex. Gene Ontology annotation, biological process: positive regulation of nuclear cell cycle DNA replication; regulation of cell cycle phase transition. Gene Ontology annotation, molecular function: nucleic acid binding; protein serine/threonine kinase activator activity; zinc ion binding. The transcript is spliced from 12 exons. Bases 239 to 3058 code for a protein of 939 amino acids. NCBI's taxonomy places the organism in Eukaryota, Metazoa, Chordata, Actinopteri, Esociformes, Esocidae.
CAUGUCCGGAUGUCAUGUGACAGAUGGAGGGGAGUUUGAAAACAAGGGACAGUAAAAUACAGGCGGUGGUAAAUAACGAGACUAGCUAGUGUGGUGGCUGAUAGCUACGUAGAUAUUUUAACACAGUUUUCUAACUUAGUUUGGCAUUGUAACAUUAUCUAAUUCUGCAACGCAAGGUUCGUCCCUGUGUGUGAUCAGCAGUGAAGGUUAUUGGACCAGGACGGGCCGACAGACCACCAUGCUGCAGCAACCACCAGGGGUAGGAGGGCGCCUCUUGGGUGUGCUGUCCCCCGGCCCAGGGUCCAAAAAGCUGGAGGGAAAAUCCUUCUACCUGAAUGCUGUGAAGAGUCGUCCUGCAGCCAUUCUUGUGGAAGCCAUCUCCCAUCUUGGAGGGACAAUAGAGAGUUUCCUGAACAAGGACGUCAGCUUUGUUGUGACCGGAAGCCUAGAAGAGCUCCGUGGCAUGAGGUCUGAGCGUACCACAGGAGGGUCAGACGGAAUGAGCGGGGAGUGUAACAGUUCUCCCCGCUCCACCAAACCCAGAGAGAGCAUCAUGACCAGCAGCAGGCUGCAGCGUCCAGCCACUGGCACGCCCAGACCAACGGUAUGUGGCAGCCGAGGGAUGGCCCUGCUAGAGAAAGCUAUUCGAAAUAACGAACGGCUUAAGGGGAACAGCGUUUUGGCCAAUGCCCGCUCCUGGGGAGUGAAGAUAGUGCAUGUAGAUGAUCUCCUGGCAUAUGUCCAACUGUUAACAACAGAGUCCUCGAAACCCAGACGCCGGAAGGCUGAGGUGAAACAUGCCACCAAGUACCCUGCUGUGUCUCGAGUCAUCAAAACUGCUGCUUUGAAGUCCCCUUAUCUGAAGGUCGAGGACUCGAGCAGGAAAUACAAACCUUUGCUCGUGCAGUCGAUGACCUUCCCCAGUCUAUGCUACUCUGGCCGCUUCAGUCCCUUUGAGCCCCCCGCACCCCCCCAACCUGAGGGAACCAAAGAGCCGGGACAAAAUAAAACCAGACUGGUUAUAAAGAGUUUGAGUGCAAACCAGGACAAAGCCGAAAGCUCGCUUCCGCACACAACCUCGCCGUGCCGGGCACGUAAAAAGAACCUGGGAUACUGUGAGUGCUGUCAUGAACCCUUCAAGAACCAAGAUGAGCACUUGCUGUCGGCUCAGCACCGUGGCUUUGUCCAGGACCCCUCCCAUUACAGCGUGGUGGACCAGCUGGUGGCUGACAUGGAUCCAGGCUUUGCCCCCUGUCCCCCCCCCGAGACUGCCGCAGCACUGCUAAGGUUGGACUCUCCCCAGCCUCUACUGACCCACAGCCCAUCUGAGAUGCAGACGCACAGCGAGGCGGAGCUCGCCAUCCAGGCCCUCCUGACCCACGGCUCUCCAUCUACCACCCUGGAACAGGCCCAGAGUCCUCCUACUCCCGACCUAGCUCCCCUUCUAUCACAGCCCCAGACUCACUCCUGCCCUGACAACCAGCCUUCCUCCCCCAAAACCCCUUGCAAGUCUCCCAGUCUAGCCUGCCAGCCUUCCCACACCCGUCCUCCUUCCUCCAGUCCUGACACCUUAUACCAGACCCCGCGCCAGCCUUCCAGGCCCGACAGCCCGCGCCAGCCUUCCAGGCCCGACAGCCCGCGCCAGCCUUCCAGGCCCGACAGCCCGCGCCAGCCUUCCAGGCCCGACAGCCCGCGCCAGCCUCCCAGGCCCGACAGCCCGCGCCAGCCUCCCAGGCCCGAUCUUUCCCCUGUACCAUCCGACUCCCUAACAAUCUCCUCCUGCCCCGAUGCCCUAGACCAGCCCCCCAGCCCCUAUGCUUACCCACCUGUUCUCAGCCCUCAAAACAUGUUUCUGUUUGAGCUUUUGUCACAGCCAGACAGCCCCUACUCUCAGCCCCCAGUUCUCAGCCCCCAGGUUCACCAGAAAGAUGGCGAAGGUAUGGAGAUUGAGUCAGCCUCUGAAGAGAUGGAGCCUGUCCCUCUAUCAGUCUGCUCCCCUCCUUGCCUCUCUAGUGGUACAGGCCCCUGUGGUGGGUUGGCUGAGUCAAACCCAGAGAGAUUUAUUUUAACGAACAACCGGCUGGCAGAUAGUCCAAAGCCUCGCUGUGAGCGGGGAGGGGCCGGUCGCUCACACUCCCUCCCUCCGCUCUUGAGCCCUGAGCAGAACCAGAAGAAACGCAGCCGGUCAGCCAGCCCUGACCCCAAGGCUUGCAAGAGGAAAAGGACUGCCCCCACCAUCAGUCAAAAAUCAGAACCCACCCAGAGUUUCAGUACUACUGGUUGGACAAGGCAUGAACGGCUACCUUCGGGCCCAUUCACAUAUAACGGCCAAGAGGCUGCCGUACGAAGACCAGCACAGGCACCAGAAAGCACAGAGAAGGUUGGGCUUGGUGCAGGUGGUGCAGCCUCCAUUCCCAUCUUUGCCCUGGUGCAUGCCUUAUGUCCUUCGUUUAAGGUAGACAACAUAACCAGUUGGCCCCCAUUGAGAGUCUUUGGUACUAGCCGCAAUGUUUUCGACUCUUGUACGAGGAGCUUCCCCCAGCUUUCACCCCAGUCCACAGACGCCCCCUCGGAUUAUGAGGAACGUACCAUCUGCAUGGAUGGGGGGGUCCUCCCGAAGCCCUGUCCUGUAACUCCAAACCUCGCAGCUUCUUUCACAAGCCCAUCCGAUAGACUGACCCCCUGCCCCGCCUCCAACCAGGACUCCAAGCCCCCCCAGUCCUUUUCCGCCCUCGGCAUCGAUUCUGUCCUUCUCCCCGACUUGGACACCCUCUCGCCCUCGGACUCCGACUCGGACUGGGAAUGCGAUCUCAUGGCGCGUCUCGGGCCUCGCGCCAACGCCUCUCCCGCGCUAUCCCUCCCGCUCCCCGGGGGGUGCCAGCCCCAACGGCUGGACAUGGAGCUGCUCCAGAGACCCUGCAGCACGUGGACACUGCACAACACCAGCUACGAGUCGCGUCUCUCCUCGGUUCUGCAGCAGCCGCCCACCCCGCCGCCAGAGCCCGCUUCAGCGUUCUCCGAAAGAGGCGUGCCCAAUCUACAAGUGACUCCUCACUGACCCUGAGUCGUUGGUUCUCCAUCCAUCCAAGUUCCAACACGAACAAUCCAACCUACGCUGUUUUACAUAUGAUCUCCUCAAAAAGCGUAGCAGCACCACAGAGAACGUCAGAACUAAUUAAUUCAGGGAAAAAACAUUGGUCAAGCUAUGCAAAUACGUGCAGCUUGAACAUAUUACUGCAGGAUUUAGCAACUUGCUUCUACAGAACGGCCUCACGACGACCAAAUCGUGACGAUCUUAUGCAUUUCCGGGCCCAUCUCUUACAACUUAAAGUACACAGGAACCAUUCUCUGUCUCGCACUGGCCUUUUUUUCACAGCAGUAAUGUCCCGGAACGGGCAUGGGUAUUGAGAAUUUAAUGAGGCUCUGUCAGAGGGGGCAUUAGUCAAUUAGUUUAAGUGCUGCGUCUGGAGCGGCUCUCUGCAGCGCCUGACAUUGACGGUCAGCCAGGGCCGAAGUGUUAAGUGAAGUACUCUGCAGCCCUGGCCAGAAGCUCUGAUUUAAUCCUGAAAGGGCCUCUCUCGAAGCUGAUCCAGGGAAUGGAAGGGUAAUGGGUGUGUGGGGGCUUGCUGCAGAGCACUCCACACUGAUGAGAUCUCCACCAAUAUUUUAACAUCGCUUCGUAGUACUUUUAAUCGAUAGACUUUUAGACAUCUUUUCGCAGUAAAUAUACAUCAUGUGUUGAAGUGCCAACCGAUUCCAACUACAAAAAUAUUUCUUAAGGGUUUUAGCAGUUUCUCCACAAUGUGACUGCAUUGCCUCGUUUUGGUUUUUACAAAUAAAUGUUUUAUAUGUAGCAAUUUCAUUGUUGAUUUUUCUAGUGUGAGUGACUGGGUUCAAACCCUUGUCAGUGGGUUAAACUGUGGCCACAAUUUUUGGGGUCAAGUACUCUCUUCUGAUACCAAGGUGUUGUGUGUUUCUACCCUUCCCUGGUCAUAAGGGGUUGACAGGUCUGACAGACCGUUUGAGAGGUAGUUCAUUGAAUCACAUUGUUAGAGAUUUGUGUUGUCUCCACAAGCUCAUCUUCAAUGCUUGCACUGGUUGGGGCUGUACAAUACAGUCAAUACAAUAAUAGUUUUUCAUAAUUUGAUUGCCUGAAUCUGUAAUUUCUUUCUAAAUAAUGAUUUAAAUGUAUUCUGCCGAGCGUGGGACCCUAGGAUGGUAAGAAACAUAUGUUUUCAUGGUUUUACUUGUUUUGUGAUCAACCAACUUAGGACGGAUUAGGGUCCCAACAUUAAGGGUAUCUUUUUGUGUAAAACCACAACAGUAUAUUAAUUAUGCGGGUAUACUUUAAAGGAGCAUUAUGUAGAGUUUUGUUUGCUUUGCAAAAUCAGUGCAAAGUCAACACAAUCUAAAAUGCAGAUUUUAUGUAAUAAAAGGGAAAAGCUGCUCCCUUUCUCUUUUCCUGUGGCAGAGAUGUUGCUAGCCAAAUCAAAUUUCCUGGUUUUCUAAAAUUCUACACAGUUCACUAACUGUUGGGUAAUGUGAAAAAACAAACAAGUGAGUAGUCCAGGGACUCAUUGUGCCAUUUGAAUAGUGAAAACGUUUUAAAAUCAAAAUAGUUUUAUGGCCUUUUAAACUGUUGGACCAAAGGUAAACAGGUAGAGUUGGUUUGAAUGAAAACCUGUUACUGCAAUUCACCUUGAUUCCACUUGGGAACAACCUUCUAGAUGUUUGUCCUUUAAAAUUGUUGCCCAGCCCUGAUGAGCAUAACAGAUUUGUGUGCAGGGAUUCUAAGUCACAGGCCCUUCGUGAUUAAUAUUUACUGCUUACCAUGUGCUGGGCAGAGCUGCUGUGGCCUCAUCCCAAUAUGUACUUAAUAUACAGCUCUGUAUAAUUUUUCUUAAAUCAGCAUCUCUACAUAUAUUGCAUCCAU